AUGGAAGGGUUCUGUAUGGGACAGGUAUAUGUGGAGGCUUUAAAAAUCCUGAACAUACAAGAUGAGGUGUCCUGUCACAUCUGCCUGAAGCUUUUGACAGAAUCCCUGACUCUAGACUGUGGCCACAGCUUCUGUCAAGCCUGCAUCACUGUGGACACCAAGGAGUCAGAGAUCAGCCCAGGAGAGGAAAGCAGCUGUCCUGUGUGUGGUAUCAGAUACUCACUUGGAAACCUAUGUCCUGAUCAGCAUCUGGUCAACAUAAUGGAGAGAAUCAGAGAGUUCAAGUUGAACCCAGAGAAGGAGCUGAAGAGAAACCUCUGUGUGCACCAUGAAGAGAAACUCCUGCUCUUCUGUAAGGAGGAUAGGAAGGUCAUUUGUUGGCUUUGUGAGCAGUCUCAGGAGCACCGUGGUCACCACACAUACCUCGUGGAGGAAGUAGUCAAGGAAUGUCAGGAGAAGCUUCAGGCAGCUCUGGAGAGGCUGAGGAAGGAGCAGCAGAAAGGUGAGAAGUUGGAAGCUGACAUCAGAGAAGAGAGGACUUCCUGGAAGUACCAGAUACAGACUGAGAGACAAAGGAUAUGGACGGAAUUCAAUCAGCUUAGAAGCAUCCUGGACAGUGAAGAGCAGAGAGAACUGCAAAAAUUGGAAGAAGAGGAGAAGAGGAUACUGGAUAGCUUGGCUGAGGCUGAGGCUGAGCUGGCUCAGCAGAACCAAUUGGUGAAAGAGCUCAUCUCAGAUCUGGAGCAUCGCCGUAAAUGGUCAACAGUGGACCUGCUGCAGGACAUGAGUGGAAUCAUGAAAUGGAGUGAGAUCUGGACACUGAAGAAGCCAAAAACUGUUUCCAAGAGACUGAAGAGUGUAUUCCACACUCCAGAUCUGAGCACAAUGCUGCGCAUGUGUAGAGAGCUAACACAUGUCCAGUGCUACUGGGUGGACAUCACACUGAAUCCAAUCAACUUAAAUUUAAACCUUGUCCUUUCAGAAGAUCAGAGACAAGUGAUGUCUGUGCCAAUUUGGCCUGUUAAGUGUACUAAUUAUGGUAUCUUGGGCUCCCAAUAUUUCUCUUCAGGGAAACACUACUGGGAAAUAGAUGUGUCCAAGAAGACUGCCUGGAUUCUGGGGGUAUACUGUAGAACACGUUUCUGUAAUAUAAAGUUUGGUGUUAGACAAGGCACAGUUCAUCGGAAUGUUUACUCCAGAUACAGACCUCAAUGUGGCUACUGGGUUAUUGGGUUACUGAAUAAAUUUGAGUAUAAGGCCUUUGAGGAGUCUUCUACAUCUCAUCCCAUGGUCUUGACUAUUUCCAUGGCUGUUCCUCCCCAUCGUGUUGGGGUUUUCCUAGACUAUGAUGCAGGCAUUGUCUCAUUUUUCAAUGUCACAAACCAUGGGUCACUCAUCUACAAAUUUUCUAAAUGUUGCUUUUCUCAGAUUGCUUAUCCAUACUUCAAUCCUUGGAACUGUCCAGGCCCCAUCAUCCUGUGUCCACCAUGUUCCUGA
Neomonachus schauinslandi (Hawaiian monk seal) is the source of this 1497-nucleotide messenger RNA. RefSeq names its product tripartite motif-containing protein 34-like. Lineage: Eukaryota; Metazoa; Chordata; Mammalia; Carnivora; Phocidae. The coding region runs from base 1 to 1497 and encodes 498 amino acids. The transcript has 8 exons. Gene Ontology annotation, molecular function: protein binding; zinc ion binding. The record is from RefSeq and is a predicted model, not a curated record.